This is a messenger RNA of Aphis gossypii (cotton aphid), 802 nucleotides long. RefSeq lists its product as uncharacterized. Bases 138 to 602 code for a protein of 154 amino acids. Lineage: Eukaryota; Metazoa; Arthropoda; Insecta; Hemiptera; Aphididae. The transcript has 4 exons. The record is from RefSeq and is a predicted model, not a curated record.
GCAUGUGAUGUUUCGCCGGCCACGAGAAACUAUCAACAUCAUCGCUAACGAAUAUCAAGUGAUGCAGGAGCGUAGUUUAUUUUGAAAAAAAAAGACCACCUCUUUAAGAGGCAGGAAGUUUUUUUUUUAGAAUAACUAUGAGUCCAAAAUUAGAUAGCGUUAUUGAUAUUGACAACACUAUUAUUGAUGUGUAUAGAUGGUCUAUACCAAGACCGUCGUUUUCGUCAUCAAGACAAGACAAUUCCAGUGACAAAUCGCAACCAAGCUCAUCCACAUCGCCUAAUCAACUAAGCAUAAAGAGUAAAUCAUCUACAACUUCAAUGCUACUACUAUGUGCUGAAAACUUAGAUGCCCAUAACAAAUAUAUUGAUCGAAACAAUGAUUUAGAUACUUUAUCAGUAGCAUCAUCAAAUCAUUUUACAAUUGUUAAUGGCAUAGGGCAUAAUCGACAUAAGUCUAGAAAGCCUACCACAUGUUGUUGUGAACGACAUCAACUUACUGUAUUGGUCAUUUCUAUGACAAUCGUUUUCUUCCUAACAAUUGUAUACUGCAUCUACUAUGUUCACAGAAGUGCAAUAAACUCUACAAACAACUUUGCUUAAAAACCAAGUCAUUCACUUUAUCAAUAUUACAAGAUCCCAAAGAAAUAUGGACUACUAUAAUAAAAUGGAAUAUUAUUAUUUAUAAAUUGUGUAGUAUAUAAGAAGACAAGAAGUAUAAAUGUAUAUUUAAUUAUACACCUACUUUAAGAUUUUAUUUAAAUUAUUGUAUUAAAUAAAUUGAUAUGAAUUAAAUCUUAAAA